This is a messenger RNA of Hipposideros armiger (great roundleaf bat), 936 nucleotides long. RefSeq names its product cathepsin G-like. Bases 88 to 897 code for a protein of 269 amino acids. The transcript is spliced from 5 exons. Gene Ontology annotation, molecular function: serine-type endopeptidase activity. Gene Ontology annotation, cellular component: cytoplasm; intracellular membrane-bounded organelle. The record is from RefSeq and is a predicted model, not a curated record. NCBI's taxonomy places the organism in Eukaryota, Metazoa, Chordata, Mammalia, Chiroptera, Hipposideridae. Gene Ontology annotation, biological process: proteolysis.
CACCCCACCCUUCCUUCCUCUCUGGGGGCUAAAAGUCUGGCACGAGGAGGCACCAGCAGCCACUGACUGAGCAGCCUUCCCAGGAAGAUGCAGCUGCUCCUACUGCUGGUGGCUUUUCUCUUACCUCCCAGGGCUGGGGCAGGGGAGAUCAUCGGAGGCAACGAGGCCAGGCCCCAUUCCCACCCCUACAUGGCAUAUCUUCUGACUGAAUCACCAAGGGGACUCAGCACCUGCGGGGGGUUCCUGGUGCGAGAAGACUUUGUGAUGACAGCAGCUCGCUGCUUGGGAAGCCGUAUAUGUGUCAUCCUGGGGGCCCACAACAUCACGAGGCAGGAAAGGACCCAGCAAAGCAUAUCUGUGCUCAGAGCCAUCACCCAUCCUGGUUAUAAUGAGCAAAACUACCUGAAUGACAUCAUGUUACUGCAGCUGCAAAAUGGAGCCAGGCUGAAUCGAUUCGUGAGGCCAGUGGCUCUGCCUCAGAGACAGUCCAGGCUGCGUCCUGGGGCUGUGUGCACUGCAGCCGGCUGGGGCCGGGUCACCCUAAACAGGAGAACAGACACACUCCAGGAUGUGCAACUGACAGUGCAGAGAAAUGAGGAGUGCAGCAGUCGCUUUCAAGGCUACAACGGCCAAAGGCAGAUUUGUGUAGGGGACCGAAGGCAAAGGAAGACCACCUUCAGUGGAGACUCCGGAGGCCCUCUGGUGUGUAACAAUGUGGCCCAGGGUGUUGUCUCCUAUGGAAAUAGGGCAGCGACUCCUCCAGAAGUCUUCACCAGAGUUUCAAGUUUCCUUCCCUGGAUAAGAAGAACAAUGAGACGCUUCAAGCAGCGAGAGAUCAAACUAGACCCCCCUCCUGUGACUAACUCUUCUCCGGGAUGGAGGCCAGCUCCAGCGUGAUUGCCGGACCCAUAAUAAAUGUCCAUGUCUAGAGUGUAA